Macrosiphum euphorbiae (potato aphid) is the source of this 333-nucleotide messenger RNA. NCBI's taxonomy places the organism in Eukaryota, Metazoa, Arthropoda, Insecta, Hemiptera, Aphididae. The record is from the annotation of a GenBank genome assembly.
AUGUAUGUGACUAACAAUGGAUUUCAUUUCCUUCCGAAUUUAACUGAAUUAUUUAGAAGACAGAAACUUAGAGAAUUCAAAAUGCAAAACGACGCCGGAGAAUUUGUUGACUUGUACUGCCCGAGGAAAUGCUCUGCCAGCAACCGUAUCAUUUCUGCUAAAGAUCAUGCUUCUAUACAGAUCAAUUUAGCCGAAACCGACUCGGCCACUGGUCGCAUAACCGGAAAUCACAAAAUCUUGACCAUUAGUGGAGCUAUUCGUCGGAUGGGAGAGUCAGAUGACUGCAUAACGAGGUUAGCAAAAGAACACGGGAUUGUAGCUAAGAAUUUCUAG